Molecule: messenger RNA, 1308 nt
Organism: Neohortaea acidophila
Lineage: Eukaryota; Fungi; Ascomycota; Dothideomycetes; Mycosphaerellales; Teratosphaeriaceae
Exons: 4
Coding region: 199-1014 (271 amino acids)
Source: RefSeq, a predicted model, not a curated record
AUGCCCUCGCCGAAUGAUCGGCGUGGGUGUGGAGUCGAACUGCACUCGCAUAUAUGCAAGUCAUUGCCGUUGCACUCGAGCUUCUAAAUCCUCCGGUUUGCCAGGCUCGUUGUGCUCUCUGCCCUGUUUGAUUUGUCGAAUCCUUCCCCAUCGAGACACGAGGUACCUCGUACGGCUGGACGGACCGAAAGAUAUAAGAUGUCUCGCCCUCGGAUAUGCAUGGGCGACCUCAUGCCCUUUCUGAAGAAUCCAAUGUUGAUGAGUCGAUCGAUCGUGGUAUCGGAAAUCGACGACGACAUCUUCCACGUGACACUGCCCUCCGCCAAACUCGCCAAAUCACUCGGUUGCCUACUCGGAUCCACAGUCGACGCAGACAUCAGCAUGGGUCCCAACCGCAACACUCAGAGCAACGAUCUUCCAAAGCUAGAAUUCAACACCGUGCCGUCGAGAUCAAGUGGGGACUCCAUCUCCGAACGCUCCUACUCGGCAUCAUCCGGUAGAUCGUCAAGUGCCUCUCGAAAGCAGGCCGUCCAUCGUCGGGAUGCUGUACCAGAGCGACGUCCGUCCCCCGCUCUAAGCUGGCGUACCGAUGCAUCGGACAGCUUCUCCGCCAACACGACCCCGCCCAUCAAGCCAGAGGAGUACGCCGUGCGCCUCAAAUGCGCGUACCGCACGCCUGCCGAAAGCAAAGCCACAACCAGCGCGGAGACGAGCGGAGGACAAAGUCGACGUACGGCACGAGCAUCGCGAUGCGGCCCCAAUCCGUCCGACGCCGCAGAGCCGAUCCUCGUCACGCGCGGACCAGCAUGCCAGACGCUCAGAGUCUGCACGACCGAACAAUACAGCUGCCCCGCACGCCGCAGCUCCGCGAAAGCCGCAGCCGGCAUCAAAAGCCCAGCCUCAGUCGGCACUCGUAGACUCGGCCUGGCAUCUGCCCGACGACAUAAUCCCGGGUAUUGGAUCGACAAGCCCGCAGCCCACGCAGCGCUCCCGCGACCCUUCUCACGCCAUUGAGUCGAGAUUCCUGGCUCAGAUGGCCGAGAUGGCGGGCGUGAUCAAUCAGUUGCGCGGCGAGGUGGAGCAUCUAUCGUCGGUGACGAACCACUUGUCCCGGCGGGUUGUAUAGUGCAGGGCAAAUCUACGCCUGACGACAUUUUAUGUGAUGAUGAGAGAUGGUACGAGUUAUGGGAGAUGAUGGACGGUAAUGCGGUGGGUGGAUGUGGUUCUGUUGUGUAGUAUCGGCAGCAUCCAGAAUCGAACGUCUCCACAAAUCAAGAGAACGAAAAACCCGUGUGACGAAUCUGCAGC